UGGGCGACGGUGACGAAAGGGCAGUGCGCGGGUGACAGCGCUGGCCUCUUCCUCUCCCGCGGCCGCCUUCCCCCGGCCUGGCCGAGGGGGAGGAACCUGAGCUCUGACUCUGCUCGUGGAGCCUCGUCGAGCUGCCCCAGGUCUCGAGCCUCUUGUUCCCUGGCGUGGUAUCCUGGCCUCUCGUUUUCUUUCAAGUCCCCUUCCUUUUCCCUCCCAGGGGGCCGCCCAGACACCCAUUUUUAUGGUGAACGCUGAGCCGCGUCUGAAUUCUACUCUCCCGAAUAUUUCCACUCCGCCCUGGUGCGCCCGAGCGCGAUCAGGGUUUCUGUCAAGGCUCCAGCGCGUCUCAGUUCUGGCGGGCGCGCAGGGUGUGAGGGUGUGUGUGUGUGCGUGUGUGUGUGUGUAGUGUGAGUGUCAGCGCACACGUAGGGGGCUGACAGCCUGCAACUUGGAGACUUCGGUCAGGGCUGGCGUUAUCGGGUAGGAGUGGGCGUGUCGGAGGGAGAACUCAACAGGUCUGUACACAUUUCUCUUUUAACCUCGCACUUUUUUCUCCCCUCACCCCCAAGAGGGUUUGUUCUUUGGCGCUUGGCAGCAUUUCGCGCCUGACGUUUUUUAAGUGGCUGCUUUUCGAAAAAGACCCUGACGGUAAUCGUCUUCUGGUGCGGUUUUUGACAAGCGCGUUUGACGAUUGAGGUUGCAGACUUGAUAAUGGCAGCCUUGUCAUACCACGUAAGACCCCUUGGCAUAGUUCAUUAAGGCCGAUUAACGUGCAGCGUUAUUUGCGAUUUAAACUGGAGGAUACAGUCAUUGGAAGGAUCGUUUCGUUUUAUAAGCAGAUAUUCACUGAUGGACCCCAAGGAAUCAUUAAGCCCACCCAGUAGAGAAGAAAUCCCCAGCAGUGUGCUUGGUCGGGAGAGGGGAAAUGUGAUGGACUUCUAUAAAACCCUAAGGGGAGGAGCUACUGUGAAGGUUUCUGCAUCUUCAUCCUCACUGGCUGCUGCUUCUCAGUCAGACUCUAAGCAGCAACGACUUUUGGUUGAUUUUCCAAAAGGCUCAGGAAGCAAUGCGCAGCAGCCAGAUCUGUCCAAAGCAGUUUCACUCUCAAUGGGACUGUAUAUGGGAGAGACAGAAACAAAAGUAAUGGGAAAUGACCUGGGAUUCCCACAGCAGGGCCAAAUAAGCCUUUCCUCUGGGGAAACAGAUUUUCGGCUUCUGGAAGAAAGUAUCGCAAACCUCAAUAAGUCGACCAGUGUUCCAGAGAACCCCAAGAGUUCAGCAUCAGCUGCUGUUUCUGCUGCCCCCACAGAGGAGUUUCCAAAAACACACUCCGAUGUGUCUUCAGAACAGCAGAAUUUGAAGAGCCAGACCGGCACCAAUGGGGGCAAUGUGAAGCUGUAUAACACAGACCAAAGAACCUUUGACAUUUUGCAGGAUUUGGAGUUUUCUUCUGGGUCCCCAGGAAAAGAGACAAAUGAGAGUCCUUGGAGAUCAGACCUCUUGAUAGAUGACAAUUGUUUGCUUUCUCCUUUGACAGGAGAGGAUGAUCCAUUCCUUUUGGAAGGAAACUCGAAUGAGGACUGUAAGCCUCCUGUUUUACCGGACACUAAACCUAAAAUUAAAGAUAAUGGAGAUCUGAUCUUAUCAAGCCCCAGCAGUGUAACACUGCCCCAAGUGAAAACAGAAAAAGAAGAUUUCAUUGAACUCUGCACCCCUGGAGUAAUUAAGCAAGAGAAACUGGGCCCAGUUUACUGUCAGGCAGGCUUUUCUGGGGCAAAUAUAAUUGGUAAUAAAAUAUCUGCCAUUUCUGUUCACGGCGUGAGUACCUCUGGGGGACAGAUGUACCACUAUGACAUGAAUACAGCAUCCCUUUCUCAGCAGCAGGAUCAGAAGCCUGUUUUUAAUGUCAUUCCACCAAUCCCUGCUGGUUCAGAAAAUUGGAAUAGGUGCCAAGGAUCUGGAGAUGACAACUUGACUUCCUUGGGGACUUUGAACUUCCCUGGUCGAUCUGUCUUUUCUAAUGGCUAUUCAAGCCCUGGAAUGAGACCAGAUGUAAGCUCUCCUCCAUCCAGCUCCUCAGCAGCAGCGGGACCACCUCCCAAACUCUGCCUUGUGUGCUCUGAUGAAGCUUCAGGAUGUCAUUAUGGGGUCUUGACUUGUGGAAGCUGUAAAGUCUUCUUCAAAAGAGCAGUGGAAGGUAGACAGCACAAUUAUCUUUGUGCUGGAAGAAAUGAUUGUAUCAUUGACAAAAUUAGAAGAAAAAACUGCCCAGCAUGCCGUUAUCGAAAAUGUCUUCAAGCUGGAAUGAACCUGGAAGCUCGAAAAACAAAGAAAAAGAUAAAAGGAAUUCAGCAGGCCACUACAGGAAUCUCACAAGAAACCUCUGAAAAUCCCGCCAACAAAACAAUAGUUCCUGCAACACUGCCGCAACUCACGCCCACCCUGGUGUCACUGUUGGAGGUCAUCGAACCUGAGGUGUUAUAUGCAGGCUAUGACAGCUCUGCUCCAGAUUCGACAUGGCGGAUCAUGAGCACGCUUAAUAUGUUAGGCGGGCGGCAAGUGAUUGCAGCAGUGAAAUGGGCCAAGGCGAUACCAGGAUUCAGGAACUUACACCUGGAUGACCAAAUGAUCCUACUGCAAUAUUCAUGGAUGUUCCUCAUGGCAUUUGCCCUGGGAUGGAGAUCAUAUAGACAGUCAAGUGCAAACCUGCUGUGUUUUGCUCCUGACUUGAUUAUUAAUGAGCAGAGGAUGGCUCUACCCUGCAUGUAUGACCAAUGCAAACACAUGCUGUUUGUUUCCUCUGAGUUAAACAGGCUUCAGGUAUCUUAUGAAGAGUAUCUCUGCAUGAAAACCUUACUGCUUCUCUCUUCAGUUCCUAAGGAAGGUUUGAAGAGCCAAGAACUAUUUGAUGAAAUCAGAAUGACCUACAUCAAAGAGCUAGGGAAAGCCAUUGUCAAGAGGGAAGGAAACUCCAGUCAGAACUGGCAGCGGUUUUAUCAGCUGACUAAACUCUUGGACUCCAUGCAUGAGGUGGUUGAAAAUCUCCUUCACUAUUGCUUCCAAACAUUUUUGGAUAAGUCUAUGAGUAUUGAAUUCCCAGAGAUGUUAGCUGAAAUCAUCACCAACCAGUUACCAAAAUAUUCAAGUGGAAAUAUCAAAAAACUUCUGUUUCAUCAAAAGUGACUGCCUUAAUAAGAAAGGUUGCCUUAAAGAAAGUUGACUUUAUAGCUUUUAUUGUACAAACUAUCAAUUUGUCCUAUAGGAGUUUUGUUGGGUUUUGUUUAUGUCUGGGUUUUGUUUUUGUUUUGUUUUAAAUACGCACUACAUGUGGUUUAAAGAGGGCCAAGACUUGGCAACAAAAGUAGUUGAGCCAUCACUUUUCAGUGAUGGGAAAAGUAGGAAUUGAUAGUUGGUGGAUCCCAGAAAUUAGAAACAAUGACAUGGGGAUAAUCUCCACUGUUGGAGAAGGAUGGCACCCAAACCACCAGUGCCCAAGUCUGCGUAAUGAACUUUCUGCUCAUACUUUUCACAGUUGGCUGGACAAAAUUUUCUAGACUUUUUGUUGGUGUAUUUUCCCCUGUAUAGUUAGGAUAGCAUUUUUUGAUUUAUGCAUGGAAACCUGAAAAAAGUUUACAAGUGUAUAUCAGAAAAGGGAAGUUGUGCCUUUUAUAGUUAUUACUGUCUGGUUUUAACAAUUUCCUUUAUAUUCAGUGAACUACACUUGCUCAUUUUUUCUUACAUAAUUUUUGUAUUCAAGUUAUUGUACAGCUGUUUAAGAUGGGCAGCUAGUUCCUAGCUUUCCUUAAUAAACUCUAAACAUUAAUCUUCAGUGUGAAAAUGGGUUGGUGCUUCUAACCUGAUGGCACUUAGCUAUCAGAAGACCACAAAAAUUGACUCAAAUCUCCAGUAUUCUUAUCAAAAAAGCUCAUAUUUUGUAUAUAUCUGCUUCAGUGGAGAAUUAUAUAGGCUGUGCAAAUUAACCGUCCUAACUGAUGUAGAGCACCUAGUCCAGUGACCUGCUGGGUAAACUGUGGAUGAAGGUUGCAAAAGACUAAUUUAAAACAAAAAACUACCAAGAGGCCCUGUUUAUAGCUGGCAAACUAUCUUUCAGGACCUUUUGUUGUAGUUUGUAUAACUUUUUAAAAGUUAUGAUUCCAGAUAACCAGCUGAAACACAGCUAAGAGAUUUUAAUCUGAUCAAUUCCUCUCACUAAACUUCCCCAAAAUAAAUCUCUAAUAUGGCGAAAGUGGCUAGACACCCAUUUUCACAUUCCCACCUGUCACCAAUUGGUUUAUCUUUCCUGGUGGUACUUUCAGGAAAGCUCAGCUACUGAUUUCUGUGAUUUAGAACUGUAUGUCAGACUUCCAUGUUUGUAAAACUACACAUCCCUCACAUCCCUAUGUGUGCCAUAGAGUUUAACAAAAGUCUUGUGAAUUUCUCCUCACUGUCAAGAAUUAUCAUUUUAAACAAAAUAGAAGCUGUAGUAGCCCUUUCUGUGUGCACCUCACCAACUUUCUGUAAACUCAAAACUUAUAUUUACUAAGCCACAAGAAAUCUGAUUUCUGUUCAAGGUGGCCAAACUAUUUGUGUAAUAGAAAACUGAAAAUUAAUAUUAAAAGUAUGAAACUUCUAAUAUAUUUUUAUAUUUAGUUAUAGUUUCAGAUAUAUAUCAUAUUGGUAUUCACUAAUCUGGGAAGGGAAGGGCUACUGCAGCUUUACAUGCAAUUUAUUAAAAUGAUUGUAAAAUAGCUUGUAUAGUGUAAAAUAAGAAUGAUUUUUAGAUGAGAUUGUUUUAUCACGACAUGUUAUAUAUUUUUUGUAGGGGUCAAAGAAAUGUCGAUGGAUAACCUAUAUGAUUUAUAGUGUGUGCGAGCAUUCAUACAGGCAGCAAUGAUCUCAAAAACCAAACAGGUUUGCUCUAGGGGAAGAGAGAGAUGGAGACUGGCCCUGUGUGCAGUGACGGUUGCUGAGGCUCCAUCCCACUCAGAUCACAGAGGAAGUAAUCCUCUGCCUCCCAGAAUGACCACCUUUCUUAUUCCAACAGUGAGUCCACAUGGGUUUAGUUUACUAAAGUGUGUAAACAGGAGACAGAAAGGUGGUACUUACAACACGUACAGGCAUCGUUUAACAGCAGGGAUACUUUCACAUACAGCCUCUCCAACAGUCUAAUAAAAACAGAAGCUCUAGAAGUUGGGCAAUAAUACACAUAGAGGUAUCAGCAAUAUGUAAAUAGUGCAGAAUCUCAUAGGUUGCCAAUAAUACACUAAUUCCUUUCUAUCCUACAAGAGUUCAUUUCCAAACAAAUUGAGGACAUGUUUAUUUUCUUUGAAUGCUUUUUGAAUGUUAUUUGUUAUAUUUCAGUAUUGUGGAGAAAUUAUUUAAUAAAAAUGUAAUAAUUUGCUUUUUGAAUGUUCUCUAAAAGGGAAUGUUCCUUUUGUAAUGGUUUAAAUUAAUCUCAAAGUAUUUUAAGAAGGUUUGUAACCCAGCUGGAUGUGAACUUUUUGGUGUCUAAGAAAUACGGCUUGAAUAUGAUUAUCAACAACAGUGUUAAGUUUCAAAAAGAAGUCCUGAAAGGUAAAUUACUAUUCACUAGAAAGCAUGUCAUCACACAUUAAUCUUUUAGUCCCAACGACCUUGGCUCUUAAAAAAUAUAGCUCAGUGAAAAAAGAUAUGUGCACUUUGUUGUUAAAAAGAAAUCAACUGACAUUCAUAAAACUAGGGGAGGCUGCACAUCAACUGGAAAGGAAAAAGAAGCUGUGCCCUUUUUGAAUAUGUGGAAAAGUAGGUUAUCUUAAUUACAUUGUUCUUCUGAGAAUAAUUAUGGAUUUAAGUGAAAAAGGAUGGUGCUAUUUGAAAGCAGCUUCAUUUUCUAUGUAUGUGGUAUCUUGCUAUCCCAUACUAUUUAAGUUUGUAGUAACUUUAGUGAGAACUGGUGACAUGCCUAAGUGACUCAAAACAGAUUCUGAAAAGUAUUUUUAAUUACUGGUGGAAAAAAGUGACCUCGGUGUUUUUAGGCCUUGCUGUGGGAUACUAUACAAGCACUUUUGGGGUAUAUGUACCCAAUUAUCUAAAACUACAGGAGGGGAACCUAAAAGAGCACCUGCCUUCUCCUGAAAAAAAAAAUGGCACCCCAAAAGGAAAACUAAGAUGGUUAGCGUCUAUAAAGAGCUGAUAAUUAGCCUAGGAUUAGAUUAGUUCUGGAUGUGCAUAGAAAGGAAAGCCAACCUCACUUUAGACUGGGCGGUGGGGGGAGGGGAGCAAUUCCAUUUUACUUAACUAUACAACCUGUUAUCAAGUUGUAUCAUUUUAGUUCUCUGUUAAAUACCCUAAAACUACAUCAUACAGUGAUCAAUAUUAUACUUUGAUCUGUCAAAAUUCAAGAACCAUGGCAGCCUUCAGUGAGAUUUCAUGAUCAUGGUUGGUCAUUCAAAAGACUGUAGCUGUAGAUGAAUGUGUUUUUAUGUGCCUGGUUUGAGAGUUGGAAGGAGAAAUCAGUGUAAGGAGGACACUUUAACCACUUUGAGUGGAAGUUUUCAUCAUUUUCCAGACUAUUAUCAGCCUGGUCCACCAAGAAUUAGUGACCAGGUUUUUGGGAAAGGAUUAGCUUCGCUCUAGAAAAUGCCUGAAAGAAGGAUUUUAUUUUCUGAUGAAAAGCUGUAUGAAAAUACCCUCCUCAAAUAACUUGCUUAACUACAUAUAGAUUCAAGUGUGUCAAUAUUCUAUUUUGUAUAUUAAACAAAUGCUAUAUAAUGGGGACAAAUCUAUAUUAUACUGUGUAUGGCAUUAUUAAGAAGCUUUUUCAUUAUUUUUUAUCACAGUAAUUUUAAAAUGUGUAAAAAUUAAAACCAGUGACUCCUGUUUAAAAAUAAAAGUUGUAGUUUUUUAUUCAUGCUGAAUAAUAAUCUCUAGUAAAAAACGAAAUGUCUUUUUACCUACGCAGUGAAAUGUCAGACUGUAAAAUCUUGUGUGGAAAUGUUUAACUUUUAUUUUUCAUUUAAAUUUGCUGUUCUGGUAUUACCGAACCACACAUUUGUACUGAAUUGGCAGUAAAUGUUAGUUAGCCAUUUACAGCAAUGCCAAAUAUGGAGAAACAUCAUAAUAAAAAAUCUGCUUUUUCAUUA
Messenger RNA from Pteropus alecto (black flying fox), 7121 nucleotides. RefSeq names its product nuclear receptor subfamily 3 group C member 1 (gene NR3C1). The coding region runs from base 850 to 3183 and encodes 777 amino acids. The record is from RefSeq and is a predicted model, not a curated record. Gene Ontology annotation, biological process: nuclear receptor-mediated glucocorticoid signaling pathway; regulation of DNA-templated transcription. Gene Ontology annotation, cellular component: nucleus. The transcript is spliced from 9 exons. Gene Ontology annotation, molecular function: zinc ion binding; steroid binding; DNA-binding transcription factor activity. Lineage: Eukaryota; Metazoa; Chordata; Mammalia; Chiroptera; Pteropodidae.